AUGGCGAGCUCCUUACCGCCCCUCGUUCCCUUCCCGUCCUCACAAUGGCGCGCCAAACUCACACCGCAGGACUGGGAAUCCCUUCUCGAAGCUUGGACGACGCUCACGCUGGCCUACCUCGCCCUCACCGACGUCCAGCUCUCGAAAGCCGCCUCAAAAGAAGACUCCUCCAUCCCGCCCUUCCUCUCAUCCUUCGUCACCGAAGUCGCCAACGCAGGGCCUUCACCUGUCCUCGGCUCAUCCGCAAACUCCAAGGCUCUUCUUAGGUCGACAUUCACGCUCACAUCCCGGCUCCUCACGACGCCCUCACACCCUCCCCCCGUGGCUCUCACGACGCCGGCCUUCCUCGGCGCAUUUAGCAAACUCUACCGCAAAAACGCCCCCUCCACUCUUGCAAAAGCCUUCGACCUGCACAGCUCCGCGCUCGAACAGCCUCUAGCGGGCCUCAAAAAGUCCCUCACCCAAUCCCUCGAAGCCGGCCUCAAGGCAGACCUCAAGUCCCUCGAGGCCCGCCUCGCGACCCUCAACCACCUCCUGCACGCCUCGCCCCACGCGGCGGCCUUCUUCCUCGCGGGGAGCGACUUCCUCGACGGCCUCGUCUCGGCUUUCAAAAUCACCAACCCGCCCCUCCGCAAAGUCCUCGUCGCGACGGCCUACGUGGGCCUCAUCGGCCUGACGGAGGGCGAGCAGCCCCGCUUCGGCAUGUUGGCGGACGUGCUCUUCUCGCUAAAGUCCGCCGCCGAGACGCACAAGGCCGGGCCCCUCAACGUCAACGACUCGCUUGUCGCGGAGCUGGUCACGGUCACGCCUGUGCUGAAGCAGCUGCUGAAGAAGGCCGAGGACAAGGGCGCGGCGUCAACGGCGCUCAAGUCGCGCAUCUCUGCCCUCGAAGGGUUCCGGAAGCCGGGCGGCGGCAUGAUGAAGCCCAAGAGGUUCGUCAAGAGAAAGGUCGACAAGGGCAAGGGCAAGGACGUGGCGGACGAGGGGCAGCUCCAGGUCGAGCUGCACAUGCACCGACAGAGCCAGAUUUCGCUCAUCCAGGACCUGUUCCCUGACCUGGGCUCGGGUUUCAUUUCAAAGCUGUUUGACGAGUACGGCGAUAACACGGAGGUCGUCACGGCGCAUUUGCUCGAGGACUCGCUACCGCCGCACCUCGCGACGGCAGAUCGUGCGGCGCAGCUGUCACCCAGGCUUGAGAGAAGAAAGAGCCAGCUCGAACCCAGACCGACGCCCCCGCAAUUACCGCAGCGCCAUAACGUUUUUGACGAUGAUGAACUUGAUAGACUAGAACUAGAUGUUUCCAGACUCCAUUUCGGAAAGAAGGCCCCCGAGAGGACGGCCGACGACGUCCUCAAGGACAGAUCCACCGCACCCAACAAGGCGGCGAUCCUGUCCGCGCUCGCGGCGUUCGACUCGGACGACGACGAGCGCGACGAUACCUACGACGCAGACGAUGUUGGCGGAACAGUAGACAAUGCCAACGAAGAGGCGGACGGACAGAAGGACGCCAGCGAGGAGACGCUGUACAAGGCCUUCCAGGCGGAUCCCGCCGUGUUCGACAGACAGGCUACGACGAGGAGAGGCCCGGCGAGAAGCAAGUUGAGGGAGGACACGGGCAUGACAGACGAGGCGAUUGAGGGCUGGGCUGUGAUGCUCUCAAGGAAUCCCGGCCAGAAGCGACGCCUCGAGGCCAAGUACAACGGCGCCGCGGCGUUCACCGGCACCCAGACCGAGAUCUUGUCGACGGCAUGGCGAGCCAGUCCGGCUGGCUCAGGCGCCGAGGAGUCCGACCCCGACGGAGGAAGUUCGUCGAGGGGCGGCAGAGGCGGCCGUGCUCGCGGGGGUCGUGGACGUGGCAGAGGCGGCGGGAGGGGAGGCGGCAACGUGGCGGGCCCGACGGGCGAGAAGGAGACCGAGGCCGCGCGGAGGAGAAAGGAGGCCAGCAAGGGCUCGAGGGCGAACCACAACCGGCGAGACCAGAGGGCCAAGAAGAUGGCGAGAGGCGGGUUCCCCGGCUGA
This is a messenger RNA of Colletotrichum spaethianum, 2019 nucleotides long. Its product is annotated as CUE domain-containing protein 3. The coding region runs from base 1 to 2019 and encodes 672 amino acids. The record is from RefSeq and is a predicted model, not a curated record. The transcript has 2 exons. Gene Ontology annotation, molecular function: ubiquitin binding. Lineage: Eukaryota; Fungi; Ascomycota; Sordariomycetes; Glomerellales; Glomerellaceae.